Drosophila willistoni is the source of this 1178-nucleotide messenger RNA. Its product is annotated as voltage-dependent anion-selective channel. Gene Ontology annotation, biological process: monoatomic anion transmembrane transport. Gene Ontology annotation, cellular component: mitochondrial outer membrane. The transcript has 3 exons. Gene Ontology annotation, molecular function: voltage-gated monoatomic anion channel activity. The record is from RefSeq and is a predicted model, not a curated record. NCBI's taxonomy places the organism in Eukaryota, Metazoa, Arthropoda, Insecta, Diptera, Drosophilidae. Bases 95 to 1066 code for a protein of 323 amino acids.
UUCAGUUUAGUUAGCAUAUUUAUCAUGAUAUAAUCAUAAAUUUUUCCAUUUUUAAUUUAUUUUAAAUUUUGUAUAUUGAUAUACAUUUAUCGAAAUGCGCAAAAGUGCUUUGAAUCGCGUGUUUUAUCGUCGAAAUCCCUCUGAGGAUUUCGAUGGGCAGGACCGAGUCUCUGAACCUGAAGAUGAUUCCGAGCUCAUGCCGCCACCGCCAUUAGAGGGUCAUGUGGGCUCAUAUUUUAAUGUUGGCGGUUGGGCCAAGAAUUGCCUGAUAAGAGGCUAUAAAUAUGGUGUUUUUUAUAUGGAAUGCAACACUUGGACGAAUAAGGAUGUUGGACUCACCUCAUUCGGUUCAGCGUAUCCCGACUUCAAAGAUGUUUUCGGUGGUGUUGAGUUUCGCAAACAAUUCGGUCCGUAUCAUUUGUCCCAUAAUUGGCUUAGCAAUAACGAAUGGCUAUCAGAAGCGGGAGUGAAUACCCCACUGGCUGGAGGCACAUUUUCCGCCCUAUUAAGGGCGGCUUACUCAAAGCACGAAAAUUUUGAUAUUAAAGCAAAAGUAAAAGCGGGCUUGGAAAUCUCCCCCAUUAAAACGGAAAUCGUUCUCCCGGUUAUAAAUGAGCCCAAAUUAAUGGGUUAUUUUGUUGUUGCUCCUUCUACGAAUUGGUUAUUGGGAUAUCGCACAGUGUUUAAUCUGGAGGAUAAAGGAUUCGAUAAGCAUGCCUUUUGUUUAGGCUAUUACAAUGGCAGCUCCGAAGUCGGUCUUAAAUUGGAGAAUUUCCAGUAUGUACGUGGAUCUUUAUUCCAAAGGUUUGGCGAACGAUUUGCUGCUGCCAUAAAAACGGAUCUGUAUGGCGGUGGUGAGACAAGGAAAGUCGAUUUUGGCGGUCAGUAUAUGCUCGACAGCGGUUCGUUGGUUAAAGCCAAGAUCAAAGAGGAUUGCAGUAUCGGAUUGGUGUAUCAAUCAAAAUUGAGCGACAAUGUUGAAAUUAGUUAUCAUGUUGGAUUCGAUAGCACUUCGCCCAUCAACGGUAAUCAUAAACUUGGCGUAGCGUGGAUUCUAAAUUCUUAGUCUAACACACACACACAGAGAGUAAUGUAGAGGAAACCAGAUACAAUUAUUUACACAGAUCCUUUAUCUCUUCUCUACUCGAUUUUAAAAAUAAAUUUUACUUAAAGCAAUA